AUGAAGGUUGUCAACUGGGUUGUUGAAAAAUGUUCGCUUCUAGAUCAGUUGUUCAUAACAUUGACGAAACUGAGAUUAAACAUUGGGCAUGAAGAUAUAGCUACUAGAUUUAACUGCAGUAGGCCAACUGUAAGUAAUGUGUUUAACACUAUCAUCAGUGCAUUGUACAAUAUCUUGUAUGUUGGCAUGAUGGAAAAUAACAUUCCAUCAAGAUCCAAAAAUGCAAUGUCUAUGCCUUCGUGCUUUAGUAAGUUUCCCAAUUGUCGAAUUGUGCUCGAUUGUACGGAAAUAUCAGUAGACAAUACUGAACAACUAGAUGCACAGUGUAGCCUAUACAGUAACUACAAAGGUAGAACCACUUUGAAGUCUUUGAUAGGGGUUGCACCCAAUGGUGUAAUCACUUUUGCUAGUAAUCUAUAUGGAGGGAGUGUGUCAGACAAGGCAAUAACCUUAGAUUGUGGUAUUCUGGACCAGCUUGAAGAAGGAGACAUGAUCUUGGCAGAUAAAGGUUUUCUGAUUCACGACAUUCUUCCUUAAGGCGUGUCACUGAAUUUUCCAUCACUUCUCCUAAAUGGCCAGUUCACCAAAACAGAGGCACACAAUAACAAACUCAUUGCAUGUGCCCGCAUCCACGUUGAAAGGGCAAUUCAGAGGGUCAAAAUUUUCGCAAUUUUGGACCAUAUUCCGUAUCAGUUCAAGAGCCAAGCUGAUAAAAUAUUCAAAUGUUGUGUUUGUCUUACUAACUUUCAAACACUUAUCCUUCGUGAAAUUGAAGAAUAGAGAAAUUAACGAUGAUGCCUCUUUUAAAGGACACCUGAAACUUAAAUUUUCUUAACUGCAAUUCU
Molecule: messenger RNA, 845 nt
Organism: Patiria miniata (bat star)
Lineage: Eukaryota; Metazoa; Echinodermata; Asteroidea; Valvatida; Asterinidae
Exons: 2
Coding region: 1-537 (178 amino acids)
Source: RefSeq, a predicted model, not a curated record